Molecule: messenger RNA, 297 nt
Organism: Exophiala dermatitidis NIH/UT8656
Lineage: Eukaryota; Fungi; Ascomycota; Eurotiomycetes; Chaetothyriales; Herpotrichiellaceae
Exons: 2
Coding region: 1-297 (98 amino acids)
Biological process (GO): mRNA splicing, via spliceosome
Cellular component (GO): U4/U6 x U5 tri-snRNP complex; U6 snRNP; precatalytic spliceosome
Molecular function (GO): RNA binding
Source: RefSeq, a predicted model, not a curated record
AUGUCUUUACAAACCUACAUCGACAAAAAGGUGCUAGUCAUCACAGUUGACGGUCGCACACUUGUCGGCACCCUCCUCUCCUGCGACCAAGUCACCAACAUCGUCCUAAACGACACCGUCGAGCGCAUCAUCCGUCCCACCGAUGACCCAGAACCCAGCUCGCAAGUCAGCCAUGGCCUGUACCUUGUAAGAGGUGACAAUAUCACCAUUGUGGGACUGGUGGAUGAAGAGUUGGACAACAGCAUCGAUUGGGAAAAAGUCAGAGGAGAGGUCAUUGGAACGACGAAGCAUGUGUGA